GGGGAGAAGGGGAGGAGGCCUCAGCAGCAGAGAGAAGUGGCCAGAGAGGCCCAGGGGACAGCCAGGGACAGGCAGACAUGCAGCCAGAGCCCCGAGGCCUGGACAGGGGCUGCCAGGCCCCGUGACGGGAGGACCCCGAGCCCCCGGCCCGGGGAGGGGGCCAUGGUGCUGCCUGCCCGACAUGUCAGCCGAGGUGCGGCUGAGGCGGCUCGAGCAGCUGGUGCUGGACCCCGGCUUCCUGGGGCUGGAGCCCCUGCUCGACCUUCUCCUGGGCGUCCACCAGGAGCUGGGCGCCUCCGACCUGGCCCAGGACAAGUAUGUGGCCGACUUCUUGCAGUGGGUGGAGCCCAUCGCCGAGAGGCUUAAGGAGGCCCGACUGCAGAGGGAUGACUUCGAGAUUCUGAAGGUGAUCGGACGCGGGGCGUUCAGCGAGGUGGCGGUGGUGAAGAUGAAGCAGACGGGCCAGGUGUACGCCAUGAAGAUCAUGAAUAAAUGGGACAUGCUGAAGAGAGGCGAGGUGUCGUGCUUCCGCGAGGAGAGGGAUGUGUUGGUGAACGGGGACCGGCGCUGGAUCACGGAGCUGCACUUCGCUUUCCAGGACGAGAACUACCUGUACCUGGUCAUGGAGUACUACGUGGGCGGGGACCUGCUAACGCUGCUGAGCAAGUUUGGGGAGCGGAUCCCAGCCGAAAUGGCGCGCUUCUACCUGGCCGAGAUUGUCAUGGCCAUAGACUCAGUGCACCGGCUGGGCUAUGUACACAGGGACAUCAAACCCGACAACAUCCUGCUGGACCGCUGUGGCCACAUCCGCUUGGCCGACUUCGGGUCCUGCCUCAAGUUGAGGGCGGACGGAACGGUGCGGUCGCUGGUGGCGGUGGGCACCCCGGACUACUUGUCCCCUGAGAUCCUGCAGGCUGUGGGCGGCGGGCCCGGGCUGGGCAGCUAUGGGCCCGAGUGUGACUGGUGGGCACUGGGAGUGUUCGCCUAUGAAAUGUUCUACGGGCAGACGCCCUUCUACGCCGACUCCACGGCUGAGACCUACGGCAAGAUCGUGCACUACAAGGAGCACCUGUCUCUACCGCUUGCCGACGCAGGGGUCCCUGAGGAGGCCCGAGACCUCAUCCAGCGGCUGCUGUGUCCUCCUGAGACGCGGCUGGGCCGGGACGGAGCAGGUGAUUUCCAGAAUCAUCCUUUUUUCUUUGGCCUUGACUGGGACAGUCUCCGAGACAGCGUGCCCCCAUUUACACCGGAUUUCGAGGGUGCCACUGACACGUGCAACUUCGAUGUGGUGGAAGACGGGCUCACUGCCAUGGUGAGCGGGGGCGGGGAGACGCUGUCCGACAUGCGGGAAGGCAUGCCCCUGGGGGUCCACCUGCCAUUUGUGGGCUACUCCUACUCCUGCAUGGCCCUCAGGGACGAGGAGGUCCCAGGCCCCACGGCCAUGGAACUGGAGGCCGAGCCAUUGCCUGAGCCACCUGUGCGGGCGCCCAGCCCGGAGCCCACGGUGCUGCCACCAGAGGAAACAGCCGAAGCGGCAGCUCCGGAGGCCGUUCCCGCGGCGGCGGCGGCGGCGGCGGUGGCGGCGGAGGCCCAGGUGACGCUGCGGGAGCUCCAGGAGGCCCUGGAGGAGGAGGUGCUUACACGGCAGAGCCUGAGCCGGGAGCUGGAGGCCAUCCGCACAGCCAACCAGAGCUUCGCCAGUCAGCUCCGUGAGGCCGAGGCCCGGAACCGAGACCUGGAGGCGCGCGUCCGGCAGCUGCAGGAGCGGAUGGAGCUGCUGCAGGCCGGGGGAGACGCAGCUGUCACGGGGGUCCCCAGUCCCCGGGCCACGGAUGCACCUUCCCAUCUAGAUGGCCCCCCGGCCGUGGCUCUGGGCCAAUGCCCGCUGGUGGGGCCGGGCCCCAUGCACCGCCGCCACCUGCUGCUCCCUGCCAGGGUCCCUAAGCCUGACCUAUCGGAGGCGCGUUCCCUGCUCCUGUUCGCCGUUGCUCUGGCUGCUGCCGCCGCCUUGGGCUGCACUGGGUUGGUGGCCUGCGCCCACCAUCUCGCCCCGGUCUGGCGCCACCCGGGAGCCGCCUUCGCCCCCUGAACCCUAGGACCCCAAGCUGGAGGGUUGGGUGACCUGGGCACGGCGCAGAAGCCAUUCCUACCGCCUCCCCGUUCACACCGCCUCCCAGCGUGGGUCUCCGCCCGAGCUCCAGCCCUGUGAUCCGGGCCCGCCCCCUGGCGGCCGGGGAGGGAGGAGCAGGGGGCUCCAGGGAGGCUUGUAACCGGGAAUGCUGCAGUUGCUGCUGGGGAGAAUCGCAGACCAACCACCUACUAACUCCGGCCUGGCUGAGGCCCCGCCGUGGAUGGGCAAACUGCGAUCUAGAGGAGACAGCAGGGCCAGGGCUCGGCCAUCAGUUUUUCACCCUCCACGCGCCCCCCGCCUAUCGGCUCGCAGACCACAAAUCCCUGUGCAUGAGGCCCUACUAUCCUGGGAAUGUUCUCUUCCCGCGGCGAACGUCUAGUGCGAGCCCCGCCCGCCUUCUCGAGAACCUUUUGCUUUCGCCAGCCCCGCUUUUUCGGGGACUCGCGCGCCCUCCUCACGUACGUAGCUCUCGGGGCCACAGCAGGCUCCGCCCGCCUCGGCAGUUUGGGUAUUUAUUGACCUGUCCUCCGACCCGCCAAGUUCCAGGACCCCAGCACCCUAAUCCACGUUUUGGAUGCACUGAGACCCCGACAUUCCUCAGUAUUUAUUGUCUCUCCACACCUAGGACCCCACCCCCGAUCCUCGCGAAUAAAAGGCCCUCCCGUCUGCCCAAA
Felis catus (domestic cat) is the source of this 2805-nucleotide messenger RNA. RefSeq names its product DM1 protein kinase (gene DMPK). The transcript has 15 exons. The coding region runs from base 182 to 2089 and encodes 635 amino acids. Gene Ontology annotation, molecular function: ATP binding; protein serine/threonine kinase activity. Gene Ontology annotation, cellular component: cytoskeleton; cytoplasm. Gene Ontology annotation, biological process: peptidyl-threonine phosphorylation; actomyosin structure organization. NCBI's taxonomy places the organism in Eukaryota, Metazoa, Chordata, Mammalia, Carnivora, Felidae. The record is from RefSeq and is a predicted model, not a curated record.